Drosophila mojavensis is the source of this 1656-nucleotide messenger RNA. RefSeq lists its product as uncharacterized. The transcript has 3 exons. Gene Ontology annotation, cellular component: mitochondrial crista junction; MICOS complex. The record is from RefSeq and is a predicted model, not a curated record. Lineage: Eukaryota; Metazoa; Arthropoda; Insecta; Diptera; Drosophilidae. The coding region runs from base 564 to 1412 and encodes 282 amino acids. Gene Ontology annotation, biological process: cristae formation.
AGUAGGCGAUUCUCAAACUGGCAAAUUUAAAUUAAGUUCAAAAUUAUGUCUUUCUCAUAAUACAUCUUAAAAUUCAACUAACAUGACUUAUUCAAAUACAUGACCAUUAUGAUAUACACAUUAUGAUAUAUACAUAGCCUUUGGGAUUUCUUACAGGAGUUUUCUCUAUACCACGCAUAUUGGAGUUUGGGCGGAGGUGGCAUAUAAAUUAGCUGAGCCUAUAACAAGAAGUUCACAAAAAAAGGCAAAUAGCUCAAACAUUAGAUUUGAAAAUGAAACACUAGUCAGCGCUUAUGAUAACUGCUUUGUUUCCCAAAGACAAUAUGAUAACGCAAUUUGACGAGGCAUUUUUUUUUUUUUUGCCCGACUGGUCAACUCACUUUGUCAUGCAUAUAAAAAACAUAUUGACCGAAAAUAUACCUAAAAGAAUCGAUUAACGGAAUCUUGGCUUCUCCCGGAAAAUAGUAAUAAAGUGCAUAAUAUUGAUGUUGAAUGUAACCCUGCAGUAUAUACAUCGGUCAACAUAAUAUCGAGUCAGCCUCUGAAGCUCCCAAAGAUCAAGGAUGGCAUUACCUGUAGCAAACGUGAAUUUGCUUAGGCGGCUGAAUAUAUAUUCUGUCAAAAUUGAAAAUCUUGCUUUGCGCACGGGAAUCGUAGUUGCUGUAAUUAUGGCCACAAAACGCUAUAAUAUUUGGGAUUCAUCGGAUGAAACGCAAGAGGUUUAUAAUUCAACAAUCAGGUGGAUCAGUCCGUAUGCCAAACAAACUUGUGAUUAUCUAAACAUACAAUUACCAUCACUACCUCCUCAAAGAGAAAAAUCCUUUCUUGGUGUUUACUAUUAUAAUCAAACAGUUAAGACGUUAGUUGACUUACUUAACAUGUUUCCUACGUACAUAUAUGGUAUCUUAGAACGGAUACCUAGCGUGACAAACGAUAUAGCAAGCUGCAUUCGAGAGCAAUACCAUAAGCAUCAAACAGAAAGUGAGAAAAAGAAAGCAUUAGAAAAAGAAAAGAAUGAACGAAAAAUUCGAAUUGACGAAAGGGCACUUGUGCAGACUAUUGAGCCACACCCAGAUGUAGACUCUAAAUGUCAAACAAAAAAUCAUACGGAUCAUAAAGAUACACCCAUAACCUCUUCUAUUAAAGAAACUUGUCCAAGAAAUAAACCUAGAGAUCACGCUACUACUUUUAGAAAAAAAACUUGCCCAAAAACUUCGAUUGGUCCCCCUUGUGAUCAACAAAAUCAAAAGAACAGCAACGAAUUGGAUAAACAGUGCAAGUGCCCCAAGUGCACAAUCAGAGAAUCAACUGCCUGGUCGGAUAAUAAGCCCAAGUGCCCAAACCGCAACACUACCAUCCUAACCGAACCAAAUGAGGUCGAAAAAGAGAUUUCCAAAAAAACGGAAUCCUAGUGACUGAUUCAAUUUACAUCAAAAGAACUUGCAUAACCCUAUCGCAGAGCAGGGAUAAGAGAGUCCAACAAGAGAGUCGACCCUAACUAUAAGAACAAAUUAUAAUUAAGCUAUAUACACACCUUUGAUAUAGCUAACAACAGUCGGGUGUUUCUCUUGUCGUACUUCUUGUCCAUUUACCUAAAAGAUAAAAUAGAAGAAACAUUUCAAAAUUUUGUAAGAAAAUACAUUUUAUAUAAUAGUA